Trichomycterus rosablanca is the source of this 4361-nucleotide messenger RNA. It is a transcript of the gene atp8a2, whose product is annotated as ATPase phospholipid transporting 8A2. Gene Ontology annotation, molecular function: ATP binding; magnesium ion binding; ATPase-coupled intramembrane lipid carrier activity. The record is from RefSeq and is a predicted model, not a curated record. Gene Ontology annotation, cellular component: plasma membrane. Gene Ontology annotation, biological process: phospholipid translocation; neuron development. The transcript has 38 exons. NCBI's taxonomy places the organism in Eukaryota, Metazoa, Chordata, Actinopteri, Siluriformes, Trichomycteridae. Bases 155 to 3790 code for a protein of 1211 amino acids.
UCUGUGAAUGACCUGACGUGAGCGCGCAGGAUCAAUCCGUCGGUAAGCGGCACCGUGUGCGGACCGUCUGUCCGUCUUGAGCUGGACUUCUGGUCCUCGGCUAUGCUCUCCGUGCUCCCGCCGUGCUGGGACGCUCCACAGCCGCCGGUGCAGGAUGUACUUCAACCGGAGAUCGAAGAAGAUCCACAGUGAGGGAGAACAUUUAGUCCUGACCCCUCUUAGCCAGGAGUCAGACUGCCAGCCGGACCAGCCCAUGAACUCCAACAUGCACCCCUGUCUGGCAGACAGAUUUGAGAAAAGACCCGUGUGCUCGUCCGCUGGUUACCGCAGGGCAGAAGACGAGAUGUCGGCCAGCACGUCCCAGGCGGAGCCCGCAGACAGCACGGCACGCACGGUGUUCCUCAACCGGCCUCAGAUUACCAAGUUCUGUGAUAACCACGUCAGCACAACCAAGUAUGGGAUCUUCACCUUCCUGCCUCGCUUCCUGUAUGAGCAGAUCAGACGAGCUGCCAAUGCUUUCUUCCUCUUCAUCGCCCUAAUGCAGCAAAUCCCGGAUGUCUCACCGACGGGUCGCUACACCACGCUGGUGCCUCUCAUCUUCAUCCUGACGGUGGCUGGGAUCAAGGAGAUCAUUGAGGACUAUAAGAGACACAAGGCGGACAACACAGUGAACAAAAAGAAGACGACAGUUCUCCGGAAUAACGCAUGGCAGACCAUAAUUUGGAAACAGGUGGCAGUGGGAGACAUAGUGAAGGUGACCAAUGGGCAGCAUCUCCCCGCUGACAUGGUCAUAGUGUCGUCCAGUGAACCUCAGGCCAUGUGCUACACUGAGACCUCCAACCUGGACGGAGAGACAAACCUGAAGAUCCGACAGGGUCUCUCUCUCACGGCCAGUCUGCAGUCUCUGGAGGAGCUGGUCACUCUGUCUGGUCGGCUGGAGUGUGAGGGGCCCAACAGACACCUGUAUGACUUCACUGGUACACUGCGUCUGGACAACCAUAACCCUGUUCCUCUUGGACCGGACCAGGUUUUGCUCCGUGGUGCCCAGAUCAGAAACACACAGUGGGUCGUGGGUAUUGUUGUCUACACUGGCCAUGACUCCAAACUCAUGCAGAACUCCACUAAAGCUCCUCUGAAGCGGUCUAACGUAGAACGGGUGACUAACGUUCAGAUCCUGGUGCUGUUCUGCAUAUUGCUGGUGAUGGCGCUGGUUAGCUCUAUUGGUGCUGCCAUCUGGAACAAGCAGCACACCAAUGAAGCCUGCUGGUACCUCUCACGGACUGGUGACAUCUCUUUGAACUUCUGGUACAAUCUGCUGACCUUCAUCAUUCUGUACAACAACUUGAUUCCCAUCAGCCUGCUGGUCACACUGGAGGUGGUCAAAUUCACACAGGCGCUCUUCAUUAACUGGGACAGAGAGAUGUACUAUGCAGAAACGGACACGCCCGCAAUGGCUCGAACAUCGAACUUAAACGAAGAGCUCGGCCAGGUGAAAUAUCUGUUCUCAGACAAGACGGGCACUCUGACCUGUAACGUCAUGAACUUCAAAAAGUGCACCAUCGCCGGCAUCACGUACGGGCACUUUCCAGAUCUGGAGGCGGAUCGAUCCAUGGAGGAUUUCAGUCACCUUCCUUCAAACAGCCACAACUCGACGGAGUUUGACGAUCCUGCUCUCAUUCAGAACAUCGAGAAGGAACAUGUAACCUCUCCUCAGAUCUGUGAGUUCCUGACCAUGAUGGCUGUGUGUCACACCGUUGUUCCUGAGCGAGACGGAAACCAGAUUAUCUAUCAGGCCUCCUCACCAGAUGAAGGAGCGCUGGUGAAAGGAGCCAAAAGUCUGGGCUUCGUGUUCACUGCAAGAACUCCACGUUCGGUCAUCAUAGAAGCGCGGGAAAAAGAGCUGUCGUACGAGCUGCUCAACGUCCUCGAAUUUUCCAGCAAUCGGAAGCGAAUGUCGGUGGUGGUGAGAAUUCCGUCAGGAAAACUGCGCCUGUACUGCAAAGGAGCUGAUAAUGUGAUAUUUGAGCGACUGCAUGAAUCCUCUCAGUAUAAAGAUCUGACCAUAACUCACCUGGAACAGUUUGCAACUGAAGGUUUGCGGACGCUGUGCUUUGCCUACGUGGAUCUGGAGGAGAACGCGUAUCAGGAGUGGCUGAAAGCUUAUAACGUCGCUAGCACAAUAAUAAAGGACCGAGCACAGAAACUAGAGGAAUGCUACGAACUGCUGGAGAAGGACUUACUGUUGCUCGGUGCUACCGCUAUAGAGGACCGCUUGCAGUCCGGCGUCCCCGAGACCAUUGCCACGCUCAUCAGGGCGGACAUCAAGAUCUGGGUCCUGACCGGAGACAAGCAGGAGACGGCCAUCAACAUCGGUUACUCCUGUCGACUGGUGACACACGGGAUGUCCCUAAUCAUCAUCAACGAAGACACUCUGGAUGACACUCGAGCCACGCUGGUCAGACACUGCUCGUCUUUAGGAGAUUCUCUGGGGAAGGAGAACGAUCUAGCGCUGAUCAUCGACGGCCAGACGCUCAAAUACGCGCUCUCGUUCGAAGUGCGCCAGACCUUCCUCGAGCUAGCCCUGUCCUGCAAGGCUGUCAUCUGCUGCAGGGUCUCUCCGCUGCAGAAAUCGGAGAUAGUGGACAUGGUGAAGAAGCACGUAAAGGCAAUCACGCUGGCCAUCGGUGACGGCGCCAACGACGUCGGAAUGAUCCAGACUGCACACGUGGGUGUGGGCAUCAGUGGCAACGAGGGCAUGCAGGCUACCAACUCAUCCGACUACUCUAUAGCCCAGUUCUCGUACCUGGAGAAGCUGUUGCUGGUACAUGGAGCCUGGAGCUACACUCGAGUCACUAAAUGCAUCCUGUACUGUUUCUACAAGAAUGUGGUGCUGUACAUCAUAGAGCUGUGGUUCGCCUUUGUGAAUGGUUUCUCUGGGCAGAUUCUGUUCGAGCGCUGGUGCAUCGGCCUGUACAACGUGAUCUUCACAGCGCUGCCUCCCUUCACGUUGGGGAUUUUCGAUCGACCGUGCAGCCAGCAGAACAUGCUCCGCUUCCCACAGCUGUACCGCAUCACACAGAACGCGGACGGAUUCAACACCAAAGUGUUUUGGGGUCACUGUAUAAAUGCUCUUAUCCAUUCCAUCAUUCUCUUCUGGUUUCCGCUGAAAGUACUGGAACAUGACACUCCAUUUAACAACGGCAACAGCGUCGACUACCUGUUCAUAGGAAACAUCGUCUACACGUAUGUGGUGGUUACGGUGUGUCUGAAAGCUGGGAUGGAGACCACAGCAUGGACAAGGUUCUCUCAUUUGGCCGUGUGGGGCAGCAUGGUGCUCUGGAUGCUCUUCUUUGCCGUGUAUUCUUUCAUCUGGCCGCACAUUCCCAUAGCUCCGGACAUGCUGGGCCAGGCUGGCAAGGUCUUGCAGUGCUGGAGCUUCUGGCUGGGACUGAUACUGGUGCCAGCAUCAUGCCUGCUCAAAGACGUGGCAUGGAACGCAGGGAGGCGCACAGUUCGGAAGUCUCUCAUGGAGGAGGUGCAGGAGUUGGAGGCGCGGGCUGUUGAUCCUGGCGCGGCUGUACUUAGGGAUUCCAGCGGCCGCAGUCUGAACGAGCGCGCCCACCUGCUGACCCGGGUGUUCAGGAAGACGCCGUCCAGCGUGGGCCGCUCCAACUCUGUGCAGCAGACGGUCACACAUGGCUAUGCAUUCUCCCAAGAAGAGCACGGGGUCGUUUCCCAAUCCCAGGUCGUGCGCUCCUAUGACACCACCCGCCAGCGGCCCAGCCUGUAGCCACACCACACCUCAAAAAUGCAAGGGCGGCAGCUGACAGACUUUUUUCAGGGCAUUUCUGCCCCCAUAAGCCUGCUGUGGCCUUACUGGACCUCUCAAACGAACAGGACUGAAGUGGACCUGGCCUGCACUGAAUCGGGUCUCACUUUUCAUAACCAGGCCUUUCCAGAAAAGACUGGACUAGAGGGGAAAUAAGUGGGUGGGAAGGGGAGGGGAGAUGGGGCGGGGCAUACUGAGACAGAUGGGCAUUAGGAGCCAAUCAGCAUCCAGACAUGAUGCAUGGAAAUCAGAGACGGUGGUGUUUCUGACUGUAACUAUCGCUGCGCUACACAGCCCCGUGGAUGUCGUCAUGCAUGUGCGUAUACACACGUCUGUAUGUGUGGAUGUGUUUGUGUAUGUGUGCGUUCAUGUUUCAUGUUGAGGGAACCUAUAUGUGUGUGUGUGUGUGUGUGUGUUUGUUUAAGUAUUGACCAUUCCCUCUCAUCUCUGUCUCUUGAGCUUGGAGUUCAGCCUGUCUGUCAUCACCAGCGUGAUGCUGGAGAAGAACUCGAAAAUAAACAUUAAACCUGCA